AUGAAGUGGCUGUGUCCUGUAAUUAUUUUUAACAUAAUAGCGUUUAAAAUUAUUGCCGGGGAUGAAAUUGAAAGCGAUGUUACAACACAGCAUGACAAUGAUCGUAUGAAUAACAGGAACUAUAGUAAAAACUGGGCACAAGUUAUUGAAUACAGACAAGAUUCACAUUCGAAGCGGAAUUUAUACUCGACCUGGGGUCGGUGGAGCGAGUGUCGAGGCGGCAGCAAAACCAGACGACGGCACUGUUUACAUCGACAAAUAUGCGGCGACUCUCUUCGCAUAGAAAUCGCAAGGUGCAUAGAUUCGUAUCCAGCUCAACUCAACAAACCAAGUGUUGUGAGAAAAGAAACAAAAUUUGUUAUUCCACAACUACGUCAGUUGGAUUCCGAGGAUGUACAGAAGAGAUUUCGAGGAUUCUCACAGUGGAGUUCGUGGACCAUUUGCUCCAAAAGAUGUAUCACGGUAAGACGAAGAAACUGUUUAAAACGAGCUAUAUGUGGUCGUCAAGUAGUGAGGCAGUCAGCCUACUGCUACAUGGAGGGCAGCUACUGCCACCAAUGGAUUCGCGGCAAAAUGCAGCGGCGCAAGAACCCAGAAUACACAUUAGUGGAGUCCAAUCCAAUGUCGCCGCCUGCACCAGCAAUACACCCAGAAGAUUCAAGAGCCUCAUCACCUUCUCCUGUUUGCGGUAAACUUGGUCGCUAUCGGGGUUCGCCGUCUGCAAAGAUGAGACAGCGGAUGCGCGACAUGGUUCGCAUAAUAGGUGGACGGCCUGCUCCGCCUGGAAAAUGGCCCUGGCAGGUCGCAGUACUUAAUCGUUACAAG
Molecule: messenger RNA, 825 nt
Organism: Arctia plantaginis
Lineage: Eukaryota; Metazoa; Arthropoda; Insecta; Lepidoptera; Erebidae
Source: the annotation of a GenBank genome assembly